UUCACAAAACAUUUUAUUAAUGGACCAUAGACCGAUUUUAGCUAUUACUUUUCAUACAUCUGUUCUUGAUAUUUUUUUUCUUAAUUGUUGGACAGCAUCAUCAAGAAGAUGUGAAGGAAUUAGGGAAAAUCCUAACGGAAGCAGCAACGGAGGAUAAGACGGUAAUCAUAACCACCUUAAACCGGGCUUGGUCUGAGCCGAACUCGACGUUCGAUUUGUUUCUCGACAGUUUUCGUGUCGGUAAAGGGACUAAACCAUUACUCCGACACCUUGUGGUGGCUUGUCUCGACAUGGAGGCCUAUUCUCGGUGCUUGGAGGUCCAUCCCCGUCGCUGUUAUCUCAUGAAAACCGCCGGAAUCGAUUUCGCUGGCGAUAAGGUGUUCAUGACCCCGGACUAUCUCAAAAUGAUGUGGCGUCGUAUAGAGUUUUUGGGUACGUUGUUAAAGCUCGGAUAUAACUUCAUCUUCACGGACAUAGAUAUAAUGUGGCUCCGAGAUCCAUUUCCUCGUUUAUCUAAAGAUGUAGAUUUCCAAAUCGCAUGUGACCGUUUUAAUGGAGAUAAUAACGACAUCUACAACAAUGUCAAUGGUGGUUUCACUUUUGUUCAAGCCAAUCCACGAACCAUUGAUUUCUACAACUAUUGGUACUCGUCGAGGUUGCGAUAUCCGGGUAAACACGAUCAAGACGUGUUCAAUAAAAUAAAAAGCAGUUGGUACACAGCAAAAACUGGACUCAAAAUUCGGUUUCUCGACACGAAAUACUUCGGAGGAUUUUGCGAGCGAGGCCGGGAUUUGGAUAAUGUUUGUACAAUGCAUGCCAAUUGUUGUGUGGGACUAGAGAAUAAAAUAAAAGAUUUGAGACAAGUGCUUGUGGAUUGGGAGAAUUAUUUAUCUGCAGCUAAGACAGUUGAUGGUCAAAAAAUAACAUGGCGAGACCCGGAGAAUUGCAAGAAGCCGUGGUGGUGACAAAAGAAAAAAAGAAAAGAGUACACGGGAGAAAAUAUAAUUGAAGAACUAUAAUACUAUCAUGUUAUUUAUCAAAAACUCAUAUCAUAGUAAAUUUUGUAACAUAAGAAAGUCUCUU
Molecule: messenger RNA, 1083 nt
Organism: Camelina sativa (false flax)
Lineage: Eukaryota; Viridiplantae; Streptophyta; Magnoliopsida; Brassicales; Brassicaceae
Source: RefSeq, a predicted model, not a curated record